Zophobas morio is the source of this 1402-nucleotide messenger RNA. Its product is annotated as RE1-silencing transcription factor-like. The transcript is spliced from 2 exons. Lineage: Eukaryota; Metazoa; Arthropoda; Insecta; Coleoptera; Tenebrionidae. Gene Ontology annotation, biological process: positive regulation of transcription by RNA polymerase II. The record is from RefSeq and is a predicted model, not a curated record. Gene Ontology annotation, cellular component: nucleus. The coding region runs from base 131 to 1315 and encodes 394 amino acids.
AUAAACACCUAAUCUCGACUUUGCUCAUCUUUUGUAAUCAAUGUCAAUGAUCUUUGAUGAUUAUGUUGCGUUGAGUAGUUUUUCGUUAUUGGUUUUCAUUUUUCAAUAUUAUUCUGACGUUCUGUGAGCAAUGGCCCACUUAGAAUACCACGGGACAAACACCGCACCUUCCAAAUUUUACAAAAGCGUCCACCGAUGCAAAAAAUGUCCAUACUACACAAAAUCCAUAUUCUUCAUGAAAAACCAUGUCCGACGCCACAAAGUCCACCAUAAAUUCAACUGUGGCGAGAUUCUGGAGACUUUUUCAUGCUACGAGUGCCGCUUUACCACCCACCUAAUCACAUGCUUCAACCAGCACAUCCAACACUACCACCACCAUAUCAACCAAAAAGAAACCAAAUUCCUACUCACGCGAUACACUUGCACCAACUGUGUCUUCCAAACUCAUUUCGCUCUCUCGUGGCUCAAACACCAAAUCACUUGCACAAAAACCGCUACCAAACCACACUGUAUAUCCACAAUAAACACACAGCUAAAAAUACAGUCAUAUCAACAUAUAAAACCUGAAACGAACUACUCAUGCGACAAAUGUAACUACAAAGUGUCUCGUUUCAAAUGUUUGCAGAAUCACAUUCGGCGCCAACACCCUGCUUGGGACUCCAAGAAGUGGCUCGAAUGCGACCACUGCCCCUAUCGAUCCACUAAAGCCCAUGUCCUCCAAAAACACAUCAACAUGAAGCACACGUCCCCUGAAGACGCCGAAUGGUUUGAGUGUAACCACUGCCACUGGAAAACCCGACUUAAGGUUGUUUUACGGCGCCAUAUCCGGUACAACCAUCUGGAAGUGAAGUGGUUCCAGUGCAACCAUUGCGACUACAAGUCUAAAUUUGUGGCCAAUUUGCGGAAACACCUUGUCACGAAACACACAACCAAGGAAAAUAUUCAGUGGUUUCAGUGCGACAAGUGCGAUUAUAGAGCGAAGUUGAAACAGACAUUGAAGUAUCACGUGGAGACGAAGCACACGCCGGAGAUUAUGAAGUGUCCAAAGUGCACUUUUCGCACUGCUGUGGAGAGCAUUUUAACGAAGCACAGGAGGGAGAAACAUGGGAGUGGUGGUGGGGCUAAGGAGGUGAGGAGGUCCAUGUGGAGGAAGUGUGAGGAGUGUGGGGCGGAGAUCGAAAAAAACCACUGGAGUAGGCAUCAGAAGGAGGUACAUGGGGAUGUGAACGAGAUUCAGUGGUUUGAGUGCCAGAAGUGUACGUUUAAGUCGAAGAGGAAGCACUCGUUGAAGAGACACCAGGAGAAUCGGCAUUGACAAGGAGAUAUACAAGACUGUUUUGUAACAUUUUGGAAUAUUGUACAAGAUUUUGUAUUCUUUUAAUUAAUAAAAUUUUAUACUUUU